AUGCCUUAUCUUCAAGAUGUCGUCGGUGUCACUCCCGAAAGGUCAAGUGCUCAGGGGAGCACCCGUGCCAAAACUGUCGGCACGCUGGCAAAGGCCCCGAGUGUACCUACCCGCGACGCAAUAGGCAAGUCAAGGUCAGGCAAAGGUAACGGAAGGCUUUCGUCAGGAGCGCCACCCCCGAAACUCAAUCUUAUCUACAUUGACGGCAUCUUGGACGAAAUCCGUCGGCUCAAGAGUCAGAAUGCCCAGAGCGCGCCUAGUUCUAUCAGGGACGACGUCAGUCAGAUAACCACCCAGACCAACACCAGCAGCUACAUCGGCAACAAGGUGACUACGCCGUCUUCAGGGCGGGGAGGCAGCGACAAUGAGGAGCCCUCAGAAGCCGCCACACUAGAAGUGAGACCAUGGUUCAUGAACGCCAACGUCUUCCGCACCCCAAUCCUCAUCAGCGAGGUGGCGGACGCGGCCUUCACCACCCGCUUCCGCCAGGUCAUUUCCGACCCCGAAGAGCCCCAGCCAAAGCACAUUCUCAGACUCAACUACGCCCCAGACAAGGAACUGAUGACGCUCGUCAAGUCUGACAUCCCAUGGCCCACGCCCUCCAGGUCUCGGUUUCUCGUAGAAGUCGCCCUCAAGUACGUCAGCAGACGGUACCACGUCGUCCGCCGCAGCUCCAUCAUGGAGAACUUGGAGCAAAGUAUCCACAACCCUUCGUGGGGAGAUUUGAUGCUUCGGUCGAAGCUGUGGGCGCUCUUCGCCAUUGGUGAACUAUACUCGACCCGCUCCAUCCCGUCGGAGAGGGACUUUCCCGGCAUGGCCUACUUUGCGAAAGCUUCUAGGAUACUCGGCCUGCUCGAUGAGCGGCCUGGCACAGACUCCAUCGAGAUUAUGCUCCUCCUUUCCUUCUAUUCUCUAGUGCUCAAUCGCCGGUACAGUGCCUUCGUCAUGUCCGGGACAGCUAUGCGGAUGGCCAUAGUGAUGGGCCUCCAUCUCAAUAUUCCAGAAUCUCAGCUUCGUGACCCCGACCUGCGAGAGCACAGGAAGCGGCUCUUCUGGACGACGUACAUCUUUGAUCGUGUGUGGGCCUCCAAGCUAGGUCAUCCAAGCGCCAUCCAAGAUAACGACAUAGGCGUGGAUCUGCCCUCAGAACCUGUCGUCGGCCAAACCUUUGGCGCCGACUUUGACGAUGCCGCUUACCACAUCGCCAACCUGCGUUUAGCAGCCCUCGUGACAAAGACUGUCCGCUCAAUCUAUGGCCAACGCAAUCAGGGAGAUGCCACUCUGUCAACAAGAGUGCAACAAGCCCUAAAAGACCUCCGGGCUUGGGUCGAGGAUUUGCCCACCCACCUUCAGAUCGAUAACCCAGACUCUGGACCAAAGCCCAUUUCCCUUCACUUGUCCUUCAACCAGGUACCCGCCAGCGCCAUCACCCUCUCCGAGGCCUGCAUCCGCUGCGCCCGCCACUCCAUCCGCCUCCUCACAGACUCCUGGAUCGACGGCUCCUUCGCCACCUUUGACUACUUCUACACCCAGUACCUCUUCUCAGCGCUGACCAUCCUCGCAGCAUCGAGCCUCCUCGACGGCCCCGAGAGCAGGAGCGACAGGGAGGCCUUUGAGGAGUCGGCACGGUUCCUGUCCCAGCUGCGCGACGCCGGCAACUUCGCCGCCCAGGAGUACUGCCACCACGUCGAUGUGAUGAAGGCGGACCUGGACAAGGUGUACGCUAAGAGGAUGGGGCUGGCGCUCGGGGAGCAGCAUACACGCGGGCUGGCGGCCGAAGACGUGUCGUCGCGGUUCACUGGGGUUGGCUCGGCGAUGUCGCAGUUUGGCCCCGCGCCGAUGCUGCCGGCGCACACGACGGCGGGGAUGGCCCUCACGGAGCCGUCUCUUGAGGAGCUCCUGGCUCAGCCGGUGCUGGAUUUGCAGUUUUUGGAGGCCUCGUUCUACGAUGACCAUCAAGGACUGUACUGGCCGGACUUUAGCACAGAGAACUGGAAUGAUUUGGCAUAG
This is a messenger RNA of Colletotrichum chrysophilum, 2010 nucleotides long. RefSeq lists its product as uncharacterized. Lineage: Eukaryota; Fungi; Ascomycota; Sordariomycetes; Glomerellales; Glomerellaceae. Gene Ontology annotation, cellular component: nucleus. Gene Ontology annotation, molecular function: zinc ion binding; sequence-specific DNA binding. Gene Ontology annotation, biological process: positive regulation of transcription by RNA polymerase II; DNA-templated transcription. Bases 1 to 2010 code for a protein of 669 amino acids. The record is from RefSeq and is a predicted model, not a curated record. The transcript is spliced from 4 exons.